CGAGAUACGCAGGCACUCAGCUCUCAGCCUGGUGCAGAUGCACAUGUUCAGUGUGUGUGUGUGUGUGUGUGUGUGUGUGUGUGUGUGUGUGUGUGUGUGUGUGUGUGUGUGUGUGUCAUAAACUGAUCGGAGCUGAAGUGUCUCCGAGCGCAACUGCUCGCCAGCCAGAUAAAACUCCGAGUGGGUUCGACCUCCGUAAAAAUCGACUUUCGGGAAAUAAUUCAUCCAUGAAGCGGAUCUGAGACAUCACACACGUCACAUGUGAGCAGAGUGAGAGAGGUGAGUCUGCUCCUCGUCUCCCAGCAGCGACUGAACGCUCAGAUUGUGACCCAGUACCUGAGCCCCCCUGCCUCCCAGCACCUGCCUAACUUUGCCCUUCCAGGUUUGUCCGCCUGUCAGCCUGACGGCAGCAGCAGCACUGAGGCAUCAUGUCUGCACUUCUACUCAAGAAGUUCAGAUGGUUGAGGUAUAUCUGUCCUGUCGUCAUCAUCGUGACUCUUAUCCUGCUGCUGUGGACCCUCAGGUCUAGGCCUUACCAGACCUUCCGGAUCCCGGCUCACAGCAAUCAGCCUCGGAAUCCAGUGCGUCCACCAAAACCUGUACGCUGUGGUCCAGCACAAACAGGAUCGCAAGUUCCUCUUGUGGCAGUCAAGGAGACGAAAACAAUUCUGGUAUCAGCGUUUCAGGAGCACCGCACAGAAAAGAAGAUGGUUCGAGUCAUUGCAGUGGUGCUGAGGAGCGAGACGGUAGCGUACCGUUGUGUUUUCUGUUGUAUGGGGCAACAGCACAUCUCUGAAGGGUUCAGAAAUGUCCAUGGUGAUCACUUCGGCUUUGCAUAUGGGACUGCAGACAUCAUGUGUCCUCUUCCCUCCAGCUGUGACAGCCCAUCUCAUGUUACUGUGACCUCUGCAGCUGACUCUCAAGAAAAACUUGACAAAGUGUAUUUGGAGGUGAAGAACAAGAAGACAGAAAGUGAGUCCUUUCAUUACAGCUUCACUGUCUGCAUCUCCACCAUGUUUGACUUCAACAACAUGCUGCAGCUGGUCCAGAGUUUUGAGACACUGCAGUUACUGGGCGUGGACAGAGUCGUCGUCUAUAAGACCAGUAGCAGUCCUGAGACACAGCGCAUACUGGACUACUACACACAGAAAGGUUUGGUGGAGGUGAUUCCUUGGACUCUGUCCAGAUUUCUGAAUAUGUCUCGCAGCUGGCUGCCUGAACAUGGUCCAGGUGAAAUCCAUUACUUCGGCCAGAUUCCUGUUCUCCAUGACUGUCUUUACAGAUAUAUGUAUCAGUCCAGAUACGUGGCCCUGCAUGAUAUUGACGAGCUCAUUCUGCCCCAGUCAGUCGACAGUUGGUCGGAGCUGUUGCCUCUGCUGGAAAAUAAAUAUGACCGCCCGUGCUUCAUGUUCGAGAACAACGUGUUCCCCAACACCGUCAAAGUGACUCAUCUCAACUCCGACUGGCAGAAGGUGCCUGGGGUGAACAUCCUGACUCACCUGUACCAAGAGCCAGUGAGCAGUGACUACAGCAACUUCAAGACCAUCGUCAACCCUCGAGCCGUGUUUUCCCUGACCGUCCACGGGCUGCUGGACCCAGACACAUUACAAGUCUGCUCCUGGGUGGAAAGAAAUAUAGCACGGAUGUACCACACGAGACAUCCAAGACAACCCGAGCUGACUCAGAAGGAGCUGAUUUAUGACGACCGACUGCUGAAAUACGGCGCCCGCUUCACACAGAGUGUCAAUACCGUGCUCAGCGAAUGUGGACUCCUACAAAAGGACGGCGUACAGUAGCAUCUAUUCAUGUGUGUUAGUUCAAAAUUUCUCUACUCGUGCACAUCUUCAGAUAGCUGAGAGUCCAAUGAGAGCGAUUUCUCUCACUGCCCCUGCUUCUACAAGCUCAACUGGCCAAAAGGCUGCCGACAAGGGCAGACUGGUGCCAACAGUGCAGGACACACGCAGUAACCAGGGUCCCAGACGCUCAGGUAUAAUAUUUGCCAUGUGUACCAUCUCAGUGGAGAGGGGGGCUCGCUGCAGUCUUAACAUGACAUUUCUAAUCAGCAACAAUCAACAAUAUCUUGUUCCUCUGUGCUGCAGAGCUGCACCGCUGUCUGAAAAAUGAUUGAAAACACAUCAAAAAGAAUAUGUUCUUAAAUUAGUAAGUAGUAAAGUUCUUAUUUUAUCACAAACCACAUUGUUUUUCUAAACCCAACCAAAGAGCUUUGUUGCUGAUACGCUGCAACAGUCACAUUGUUUUGAGUCAUUUUGGAAGUGACUAGAAAUCCAGUUGUUUAGGACUGAGGAUGUGUUACCCGUCUCACAACAUACACAGGGUGUGUUCUGUGUGGAUGGUCAUUGUGUGAGCUAGCUAACCACCUCAGUCAUCCAACAUGCAAACCAGCAGGUCAACUUCCAAGCUAAUGGUAGGUAGCAGUGUUUAGCUAUAAAGCAGACAACAGAGCUUUGUGACACUGUCAACACGUACGGCUACGUGAGAAUAUGUGGUCAGCUGACUUCAUGUAAACUUCACUUGGGCACUGAAGAUCUUCACUCUCCUGUGAAGUGCUGCCUUCUGUCGGAGCAUCAAGUUUUAUGUUUCAUGUUAAUAUCAUGUGAAUGUUUUUGUGUUUUUGUCAUAUUUGUUUCAUACUGUAUGAAUAACUUUCUUUGGUGGUUGAUUUAUACAAAUCUUUGACAUAAUAUAAAAGGUGGCUACAGUUCUGUAAAUGAAUUACUGCAGUUAUCUCGGGGAGUCGAUCUUCAUAUGUUUAUAAAUAAUUCAGAACUUCUGUAUUUCCAAGAUAGAAACAGCUUCAAUUGCACAACAGAUGACAGAAUAUUUUGAAUCUAUGGCAGCACUGUUUAAAAACUUGAGCAACAAUACCAUUAAAUUGCAUCAACUUAUCAAAAAUACUUGAAUUAACUCUAGAUGACCAUCUAUUCAUUAAAAGGAUAUUCCGGUGUAAAUUUAAUCCAUGUUCUAACAUGGAACAGCACCAAACUUCAGCAACAUUAGAAACAGGGUGCUGUUCUGAGCAUCAUUUGUGGGUUUUUGAUGGCGAUUUAUACUUGUGUUUUCCGCAAACUUUAUCUCUCGAGGGAGGGUCCUACUCGGUGUCAAGGUGUGUUGGAACAUGGAUUAAACUUACACCAGAAUAUCCCUUUAAGUUAUUUUGUACUGGCAUUGUCUUUCUGAAGUGAAUCCUGCUGUAUUUAAAAAAAGUACUUUUUCAAUAAAUGAAUUUGCACAAUUUUA
This is a messenger RNA of Acanthopagrus latus (yellowfin seabream), 3258 nucleotides long. RefSeq lists its product as uncharacterized. The coding region runs from base 429 to 1796 and encodes 455 amino acids. Lineage: Eukaryota; Metazoa; Chordata; Actinopteri; Spariformes; Sparidae. The record is from RefSeq and is a predicted model, not a curated record. The transcript has 12 exons.